Messenger RNA from Pomacea canaliculata, 1424 nucleotides. RefSeq lists its product as uncharacterized. NCBI's taxonomy places the organism in Eukaryota, Metazoa, Mollusca, Gastropoda, Architaenioglossa, Ampullariidae. The transcript is spliced from 7 exons. The record is from RefSeq and is a predicted model, not a curated record. The coding region runs from base 137 to 967 and encodes 276 amino acids.
UACCUGGGAACAACACUUGCUGGUCAUUACAACUGUAGUGACCUGUUUGACAGCCAAAGGAGACACACCUGUCGUUUGCUGCUGAAGCUCGACUAGGAGAGCUCUGCAUAGAGUAAGAGGUACUGACGUCACAACGAUGGCAACAGGUGUCUUGACCGUUGCUACGGGACUUCUCUUCUUCAUCACCCCGCUCCAUGGACAGACUCAGUCGAUCAAGAGCGAUGUCAGGACACUCGUGAAAUCUGUCCGUGAAGUCAUCACAAACGCAAAAGAAGGUUCUUCUCUAGAAGCCAUAUUUCAGGACCUGGAUAACUUGCAGAAUGUCACUCUCAAUCUUAUUUCUCGUCUGCCAACCAGUGAAAUUUCAGAGUGUGAGACACAGACUGUCAUCAAGUUGGCGGCGGCGGGAGUCGGCAUCCAUGAGGUGAUGGGUGCCUUGCUGGCUGAGGGUGAAAUGGAAAUACUAAGCAGACGUAUAGGGUUGGCAUUAUCCUUUGAUGACCAAGUGGCGCAGUUACUGGAAGACAAGGUGUCGCGGUCGUCUGACGUGGGCCCAGAACUGUACGCCAUGAUCUUCGGUAUCAACACCACAGCCAACAUCAUCAAAACUGCCGAUGCAGCAAUACGAGAGAAGCUGACUCUUGUCAAAGAUGUAAAAAGGAGCAGACGAGAUGUGGCCCGGCAAUUGGCGCGCGGUUUUGACGUCAUCAAUCACGUGGGCUGGUGGCGGGAUACGACUGGCUGGCACACGUUUCACGUCGGUCCCUUCAGGCCGCCAAUCCCCUCGCAUAGACCGAGUCACGUGCAGCGGCGCUCGCCUCAGUGGAGUGGCAGCCUCACUGGAUCGGGAGGCACAGGAUCGGGCAAUGUAAAUGGCAACCUGGGCUGGUCAAAUCCAAACGGAGGGUUUUCUGGUGGCGUUGGUGGAGGUGUCGCUUGGGGUCCAGGCGGUGUUCAGCAAGCGUAAAUGGCAACCUCGGCUGGACAAGCUCGAACGGACGGGUUUCCGCUGGUGUUAAUGGAGGUGUCACCUGGGCCAAGGGGGUCCUACCCCUAACGUGGGAGUAAGUUUGGGUUUCAAGUUUUAGUCUCAUCGUCGUUUGACAUCAGAAUCACCAGAUUCGACUAGAAUCACCAGCAGAUCGCAUGUAAAUUCCGAUUUAUCAAUUUUAUCGAUAGCAAUUCCUUGGUAGUUAGUAACAAUACUCAACAUGAGACCUCUUUACAAGUUUAUGCAAAAGGAUGUUUGGCUAUUUUUUUUCCUUUUUUCUGUUUUGAGACUGAAAAAAAAAUUCCGUUAUUUGUACCUAUAACAUGGUUUUCCUUUGUCAAUAUGUUGCUUUGCUGAUGUUUAUUUUUACUAAUAACAGAAAGAAUGGAGUUUAAUUUUUUGAAUAAAUUUUAUAUGGCACCACCAUCUAUCA